Messenger RNA from Dermatophagoides pteronyssinus (European house dust mite), 919 nucleotides. Its product is annotated as ubiquitin-conjugating enzyme E2 R2. The record is from RefSeq and is a predicted model, not a curated record. NCBI's taxonomy places the organism in Eukaryota, Metazoa, Arthropoda, Arachnida, Sarcoptiformes, Pyroglyphidae.
GUUUUUCAUUUCCUGAUGAAAGAAAAAAUAACCGAAAAAUAAACACGCGGUUAUAACAACUUAAUUAUUGUCAAAUUAUCAAUUAAAACAACAACAACAAAAAAAAUGUCCACAUCAUCGACUAGUCAGGCUAAUGUUAGUGCUAUUCGUACAUUGGCAUUAGAAUUCAAAAGUUUACAAGAAGAACCAGUUGAAGGAUUUCGUGUUAAAUUAUUAAAUGAAGAUAAUCUAUUUGAAUGGGAAGUGGCCAUAUUUGGACCACCUGAAACACUUUAUCAAGGUGGUUAUUUUAAAGCACGUGUUGUAUUUCCAUCCGAUUAUCCAUAUAAUCCACCAUCAUUAAAAUUUUUAACCAAAGUUUGGCAUCCUAAUGUAUAUGAAAAUGGUGAUCUCUGCAUUUCGAUAUUACAUCCACCGGUUGAUGAUCCACAAAGUGGUGAAUUACCAUGUGAACGAUGGAAUCCAACACAGAAUAUUAGGACAAUAUUGUUGAGUGUAAUAUCAUUGUUGAAUGAACCAAAUACAUCAUCACCGGCAAAUGUUGAUGCAUCAGUAAUGUAUCGUAAAUGGAAAGAUUCAAAGGGUAAAGAUAAAGAAUAUGAAAAUAUAAUCAAAAAACAAGUUGCCGCAAGUAAAUUGGAAGCCGAAAAAGAUGAUGUUAUUGUGCCUACAACAUUGGAAGAAUAUUGUAUUAAACAUAAACAUAAACCAGAUUUAGAUAUGGAUUUAGCCGAUUAUUAUGUUGAUGAAGAUUAUGAUGAUGAUGAUGAUGAUGAUGAUGAUAAUUAUGAUGUUGAUGAUGAAGAAUAUUGUGAUGAAGAAAAAGAUGAUGAUGAUAGUGGUAAUGGAGAAUCUUAAACAAAGUUUCAAAUGAACAUGAUCAUCUCAAAAAAACUGAUUUGGAAAAAGAUGAUUAUAU